AUGUUUUCCAAACUACUCCUCUUCGCUGCUCUCGCCCUCGUGGGCGGCAAGUACUUCCCUGCUCCUGUACUGGGACAAUGGGGUACCUUCGUCGUCGCUCUAUCUCUCGAAAUCGCAAUCAACCUCGUCGCCGUGUGCUGGCUGUGGCCAUCCGUCCUGAGCCCUCUCCGAAAAAUCCCUGGUCCCAAGGGCGGAAGCUUCCUUUUCGGCCAUGGACUCGAGGAACUGGGCCGCGCUACCGGCGUCCUGGCGUGGGAGUGGGGCAAGGAGAUUGCUCACACAGACUUCCUCCGUUGCACCGGCUUCUUCGGCGAGGAGAAGCUGCUCCCCAUGAGCCCCAGCGCCGUCAGGCAGAUCGUGAACAACGAGGACAUGAAGUGGCCCGACGGCUUCCGCGAGGCGCUGGGCCCCAUGCUCGGUGACGGGCUCGUCCUCGCCGAAGGUCCGCGGCACAGGCGCAUGAAGAAGGCCCUCGGCCCGGCCUUUACGCCCUCGCAGCAGCGACGCCUCGUGCCGGACAUGUGGAAGCAGGUGCAGCGGUUCCGGUCGAAGCUGCUCUCCAUCGUCGACGACGCGCCCCACGGCGUGGCCGAGCUCAACAUGCUCGACUGGACCAACUACUGCACCUUCGACAUCCUCGGCGCCACCCAGUGGGGCGCCGACUUCAAGGGCAUCGAGGACCCCUCGCACUUCUACGACCUCUUCGACCGCAACUUCCCCAUCGAGGGCCACAAGGGCUGGGACGCCUUCUGCGUCUACGUGCUGCCCCUCUUCGUCAACCACACCCUGCUCAACAAGCUGCCCAUCAAAAAGUACCAGGAGCAGCUCAAGGACCGCCGCCACAUGAACGAGCGCUACCGCCAGUUCAUGGAGGAGCGCAAGAGCAAGGACAUGUCGACCGACGGCGAGGGCACGCACAAGGACAUGCUCUCGGUGAUGCUCAACACCAAAGACCUCACCGACUACGACCUGAUCGAGAACGCCAUGACCUUCACCGCCGCGGGCUUCGGCACCAACGCCGCCACCCUCAUCUGGGCCAUCUACGUGCUCGCCACGCGCCCGCUCGUCGCCGCCCGCCUGCGCGCCGCCGUCCGCCAAGCCGUCCCCGACCCCGCCCUGCCGCUAUCCAGCGCCCAGCUCGACUCCAUCGCCUACCUCCACCACUUCGUCAUGGAAGUCACCCGCCUCUACCCCUCCAUCCCCAACUCCUGGAAGCAAGCCGCCGCUCCCACCACCGUCGCCGGCGUCCCCAUCCCCAAGGGCACCCAGCUCACCAUCCCCACCUUCGCCAUCAACCGCUCGCCCGCCGUGUGGGGGCCCGACGCCGACGACUUCGUGCCCGAGCGGUGGGCGCCCGAGAACAGGCGGGCCGGCAUGGAGACGAACGGGUCGUACCUGACGUUUUCGAUGGGCGCCAAGUCGUGCAUCGGCAAGGAGUACGCGCUGCGGGCGCUCAAGGCCGUGGUCGUGGGCUUGGUCGGCAGCUUCGAUUUCGCGUACGACGGGCCGGAUCCGUUGGCGGAUCUGGUGCCCGGGCUGACGCUGAGGCCGAGGGGCGGGUUGGUGGUGAGGGUUUCGAGGGCGGAGGAGUGA
Diplodia corticola is the source of this 1593-nucleotide messenger RNA. RefSeq names its product cytochrome p450. The coding region runs from base 1 to 1593 and encodes 530 amino acids. The transcript is spliced from 3 exons. NCBI's taxonomy places the organism in Eukaryota, Fungi, Ascomycota, Dothideomycetes, Botryosphaeriales, Botryosphaeriaceae. The record is from RefSeq and is a predicted model, not a curated record. Gene Ontology annotation, molecular function: oxidoreductase activity, acting on paired donors, with incorporation or reduction of molecular oxygen; heme binding; iron ion binding.